UUUUUUUCUUUUUUGGAGCCAUGGCCCGGGCAGUGGCUCUUGGAAGAGGAACAAGUGUGGGAAAAGGGAGGGGAAGCCGAAGCUAAAUGACAGGAUGCAAGCGACUUGAGCUGCACAAGCAGGAGCGCGUCUCAGAGCCUGGCAGAGCGGGCUGAGCACCGCAGCCCCCGCGCAGCCGGAGCACCUCGGGCUGCGUGGACCCCCCGGGAUCGGCUUCGUAGCAUCUCCGGACCGUUCGCUCGCCCGCGAUUCCCACUUCUGCCUGCGGAUCCGAGAAGGGAGCAUGGAGAGGACGCCUCUCUUCUGCGCCUUGUUCGCGCUCGCCCUGACCGUGGCCGGCGCCUUCCGUAACGAUAAAUGUGGGGACACCAUCAGAAUCGAGAGCCCCGGAUACCUGACGUCCCCCGGAUACCCACACUCCUACCACCCGAGCGAGAAAUGCGAGUGGCUGCUGCAAGCACCGGAUCAGUACCAGAGAAUCAUGAUCAACUUCAACCCCCACUUCGACCUGGAAGACCGGGAUUGCAAGUAUGACUACGUGGAGGUCAUUGACGGAGACAGCGAGCAUGGGCGGCCAUGGGGCAAGUUCUGCGGGAAGAUUGCCCCUUCCCCUGUCGUGUCCUCGGGGCCCACCCUCUUUGUCCGCUUUGUGUCUGACUACGAGACUCAUGGUGCGGGGUUCUCCAUCCGCUACGAGAUCUUCAAACGAGGUCCUGAGUGCUCCCAGAACUACACGAGCCCCAGCGGUGUGAUAAAGUCCCCAGGGUUCCCAGUGAAGUACCCCAACAGCCUUGAGUGCACCUACAUCGUCUUUGCCCCGAAGAUGUCGGAGAUCAUCCUAGAGUUCGAGAGCUUUGACCUGGAGCCUGACUCCAACCCCCCGGGAGGUGCAUUCUGUCGCUAUGACCGGCUGGAGAUCUGGGAUGGCUUCCCUGAAGUUGGCCCUCACAUCGGGCGCUACUGUGGACAGAAGACGCCAGGUCGGAUCCGUGCUUCCUCGGGCAUCCUGUCCAUGGUGUUCUACACGGACAGCGCCAUAGCCAAAGAAGGCUUCUCGGCCAACUAUAGCAUCCUACAAGGCAGCAUCUCAGAAGAUUUCAAAUGCAUGGAAGCUCUGGGCAUGGAGUCAGGGGAGAUCCACUCCGACCAGAUCACUGCCUCCUCCCAGUACAGCACCAACUGGUCCGCAGAGCGCUCCCGGCUGAACUACCCUGAGAAUGGAUGGACGCCGGGGGAGGACUCCUACCGAGAGUGGAUACAGGUAGACCUGGGCCUCCUGCGCUUUGUCACGGCUGUGGGGACACAGGGGGCCAUUUCCAAGGAGACCAAGAAGAAAUACUUUGUGAAAACAUACAGGAUAGACAUCAGCUCCAAUGGGGAGGACUGGAUCACUCUGAAGGAAGCCAACAAACCCCUGAUCUUCCAGGGGAACUCAAACCCCACCGAUGUUGUAUUAGGAAUUUUCCCCAAGCCGCUGAUUACACGGUUUGUCCGAAUCAGGCCCAUGACCUGGGAAACGGGUAUAUCCAUGCGCUUUGAGGUCUAUGGCUGCAAGAUUACAGAUUACCCCUGCUCCGGGAUGCUGGGCAUGGUAUCCGGGCUCAUUUCUGACUCCCAGAUCACAGCCUCCAACCAGGGGGACCGGAACUGGAUGCCCGAGAACGUGCGCCUGGUGACAAGCCGGUCCGGCUGGGCCCUGCCUCCUACAUCCCAUCCCUACACCAAUGAGUGGCUCCAGGUGGACCUGGGUGAGGAGAAGCUGGUACGAGGCAUCAUCGUGCAAGGGGGCAAGCACCGGGAGAACAAGGUGUUCAUGAAGAAGUUCAAGAUCGGGCACAGCCACAAUGGUUCCGACUGGAGGAUGAUCAUGGAUGACAGCAAGCGCAAGGCCAAGUCUUUCGAGGGCAACAGCAACUAUGACACGCCUGAACUGCGGACAUUCCCACCACUGCCCACGCGUUUCAUCAGGAUAUACCCAGAGAGGGCCACGCACGGUGGACUGGGGCUGCGCAUGGAGCUGCUGGGCUGUGAGCUGGAAGCACCCACGGCAGGGCCAACCACCCCCAAUGGGAACCCAGUAGAUGAGUGUGAUGAUGACCAGGCCACCUGCCACAGCGGCACAGGGGAUGAUCUCCAGCUCACAGGUGGCACCACUGUGUUGAGCACGGAGAAACCCACAGUGAUAGACAGCACCAUCCAAUCAGAGUUCCCCACAUACGGAUUCAAUUGUGAGUUUGGUUGGGGCUCACACAAGACCUUCUGCCGCUGGGAGCAUGACAGCCAGGUGCAGCUCAGGUGGAGCGUGCUGACCAGCAAGACUGGGCCCAUCCAAGACCACACAGGGGACGGCAACUUCAUCUACUCCCAGGCUGAUGAGAACCAGAAGGGCAAAGUGGCCCGGCUGGUGAGCCCCGUGGUGUCGUCACAGAGCAGUGCCCACUGCAUGACCUUUUGGUAUCACAUGUCUGGCUCCCAUGUGGGCACACUAAGGGUCAAGCUGCACUACCAGAAGCCGGAGGAGUACGACCAGCUGGUGUGGAUGGCCAUCGGACACCAGGGAGACCACUGGAAGGAGGGCCGCGUGCUGCUACACAAGUCACUGAAGCUUUACCAGGUGAUUUUUGAGGGAGAAAUCGGCAAAGGAAACCUGGGCGGGAUCGCUGUGGACGACAUCAGCAUCAAUAACCACAUCUCUCAGGAGGACUGUGCAAAACCUGCAGACCUGGAUAGGAAGAACUCAGAAAUUACCAUCGAUGAAACAGGCAGCACCCCGGGAUAUGAAGGCGAAGGGGAAGGGGACAGGAAUAUCUCUCGGAAGCCAGGCAACGUGCUGAAGACCCUGGACCCCAUCCUCAUCACCAUCAUCGCCAUGAGCGCCCUGGGUGUGCUCCUGGGUGCCGUGUGUGGGGUGGUGCUGUACUGCGCCUGCUGGCACAAUGGCAUGUCGGACAGGAACUUGUCUGCCCUGGAGAACUACAACUUUGAGCUCGUCGACGGCGUCAAGUUGAAAAAGGACAAGCUGAACACACAGAGCAGUUACUCAGAAGCGUGAAGGCAGGUGGCCAGGCGGUGUGCAAAGCUGAAAGUUGAGAGCCGCAGCAGACAAUGGGGUUUGGCACCAGGCACCGUGGACCUCUCCCUGUCAGACUGGGAGGUGUGUGGCCAUGGACGCUGAGCCAGGCUCUUCUCAGGAGCUGCUGUGAGUGUGGCCGGCAGACACGAGCACAGAGCUCACUCCCUCGUGGUCACGUGCAGUCAGGAAUCACAUGCUGGCAUGGCAGCGGACGUGAUGGACUGACCUAAUCAUUCACUGCAACUCCCCCUCUCUACUCACUCCUCCCUCCCUAUGUGCGCUCUCAGAAGCAAUGCCGGCACCCCGUGUGCCCGUAGGGCCCUGUUGACGGAUGUGCCACCUGAAGUAGCCCAGUGCCCAGAACAAACCAGAACGGCUGCAUUUCGUCGGACCCUUUGUGUCAUUGCCCACAGCACGGGUAGGUCCAUGAGGGGUCGGGACAUUGAGUUGCCAGGGCAACCUGGGUCCCAGGUUAACAUGCAUGGGCUGUGUUUACGAAGCAAUACUGCCAGCUCCUCUGCAUGCCCCUUCCGGGUCACGACGCAGAACCUGGCGCCCAUGAGCUCUGCGGACAGAACCGCGUGCCCACUCCGCCACGCCCCACCUUGGCACUGGCUAGUCUGCAUCCUUCAAGUGCCUUUCGUUUGUACUGGUUCUCCGUGUUCCAUCGGUGACCCACUCUGUUUCCUGCCGAGGAGGUGCACUUGCCGUCCGUCCGAGCAUGAGGGAUCCCAGUGGGAGGCGCCAGCCCCCAGGAAGGCAAGGGCUCUGUUGUGGCAGCGUGGCUGCACUGGUCUGCUCUCCUGUGGUCCGACCCCGUGUCUCUUGAUGCUUUUGUAUAAAGCUGCAAUACUCUACUGUUCUUUCAUACGGAAUGUAUUUUCAGAUGUAAACUUCAGCUCCCUCUUGCUUCUCUCUCUCUCUCUCUCUCUCUCUCUUUCUCUCUUUCUCUUCUGUCUCGUUUCUUUCUCUUCUAGAAUUUAAGCAUUUGCCAUGGUCCAGGAAAGAAACCUGCAGCUUUAACCUGCUGGGAAUGGCAAAACGUUCACUAGAUUUUAUGUUUCAAAGUAAAUAAAUAAGGGAACUUCCUAACUUGGCCCUCCAAAGUCUAACUUUGGUUUUCUUGUUAACUGGUUGGAGUGACAGUAUCCUUUUUCCUGAAGCCGUUUGUCUGUCCCUCCCAUCUGAGCGCUCUUCUGUAGCAAUGUUUGCCUUUGUUAGAAACAGUGAUAACUUGAGGGAAGCAAUAAUGCAGCUGGCUUUCCAGUGAGACCCAGAGGCAUGACUGAAGUGAAUCUCAGAAAUGUCUGUAAAGGUGAGACAUUUGCCAGGCCCCUGGCUGUUUAGUUGCAGAAUCAGUGUAGGAGGGAGAUCCAGCUAGGGGAGGUAGCUUAAGGCAGGAGAAGGAGAAGGGACCGCAAGGUGCAGCCAGAAGUGUAGCCUAAGCUAUAUUGGGUAGCAAUCCUGAAGGCGUAGACUUGAACUGAUGAUGCUUCUGGAAACUUCGACAACAACCUGCCCUGGAGCUGGAAUGCCCUUCCCCUCUCCCGGCACUUGAGCAUUUGCUGGGCUGGGUCCAGCCAUGCUGUGGCAGCACUGCACAUCUGUCCCCCCGCCCAGUCCCUCCUCAGCUGAGCCACCUUUGCAUCAUGGACCCCAGGCUCCACUCAUCUUGGCUUAAUGGGAUUAAGAACACCUUUUGCUUCCAGGAAAAGUACUGAUCAUUGAGAAAAGAGCAGCUUCUGUCCGCAGAGGCCUUACUAGGCUGUAGCCAAGCCAGAGGAGGGCACUGAGGUCACGUGGCUUUCUUCGUUUUCUUAAGACAACAGACAGAAAUCGUCCUCAGCCAAGGAAAAAUGAUACUGCAACUUUGAAUUUUAAAGUAUCUUGCACUGAUAAAUAUAUUUAAAAAUUAUAUGUUUAUAAAGUUAUUAAUUUGUAAAGGCAGUGUUACAGAAUGUUCAGUUUAUAUUGUUUUAGAUGGUUUCGUAAUUUUUAAAAGGUGUAAAAUAACAUAUUUUUUUCUUUAUUGAGAUCUAUAGACCUUUCUGUGAGAAAAUGUUUUCAUUUUACUGGUGUAUUAUUGCUUCAUGUUUUGUACCAUCAUAAAACUUUGUGCAAAUUUUUUUUACAGAAAUUUUUAUUUUCUACAACAAUGACACUUGUAAAAUGAACAGCGAAGCCUUAACUUUAACUGAUGUUUGUAUUCUCAGACACUCAGCAGCAUAAAACCAUGUAGGACUGAACUGUAACCUAAACUCCAAACUAUGACUACUACAUUCCAAAGAGACAGCGAAUUAAACGUUUUCAUAAAA
Molecule: messenger RNA, 5388 nt
Organism: Ochotona princeps (American pika)
Lineage: Eukaryota; Metazoa; Chordata; Mammalia; Lagomorpha; Ochotonidae
Gene: NRP1
Product: neuropilin 1
Exons: 17
Coding region: 284-3052 (922 amino acids)
Biological process (GO): angiogenesis; vascular endothelial growth factor signaling pathway; axon guidance
Cellular component (GO): membrane
Molecular function (GO): vascular endothelial growth factor receptor activity; semaphorin receptor activity
Source: RefSeq, a predicted model, not a curated record